UCAGCUGACUCGAUGUAUAAAUUCGUCCGUCCGUGGUACGACACAGUGAUAUUGUGGUGAGUUGUGUAGUUGUCGGGUUAAUAAUAAAGUCGUCAACUCAUAUAGUUGUGUAUAGUUGCUGCGAAACAGGACGUUCAGACGCAUAAAUAUUUCUUUCACGGGGUUCCAUCAAAACACGAAGCCGGUGACUGUCGAUGUAUUCAGUAUGGGGCGUCCAGCGGUCGGAUUGUUCAUCUGCGCCUUUUGUAUAGUUUAUUCAUGUGUUUUAGUGUCGUUGGCUUCCGGAUACCCUCUUGAAGAAGGGACAGGUUCCCCACUGAGGUUUGUGGAUCAGAUCGAUCGCUUUAAGGUCGGAUUUAGCUGGCACAAUGUGUCGUGUGGGGUGUGUAAAGCGAUCUUUACCGCUGUUGACAUCGCGCUGCUGAGUAGCACAAACACCGAGCGUGUGGCACAUGCCGUGGAAGAAGCUUGUGCCCGCCUGCAUCUGGCCAACCCGCAGGUGUGCCGAGACAUCACCCAGCUCUUCAGUAAAGACUUCAUCCGUGCUCUUCAGGAGUCUUAUCUCUGGCCACCGGAGGCCUGCGCCCUACUGGUGGGACCCGCGUGUGGUCAUUUUGAUAUCUAUGCCCCCUGGAACGUCUCACUGCCACGGGUACCCAAACCCCCAGUGACCUCACCGACCCCUCCUAAACCGGGCUCUCCGCAAAGCAGGAUCCUCUUCCUCACGGAUAUCCACUGGGACGCUGUGUACGCCGAGGGCAGCGUUGCCAAUUGCAAUGAGCCCCUCUGCUGUCGAAAUGAAUCUGGGAGGGCCAGCUGGAAUCACAACGGUGCUGGACACUGGGGUACCUACGGCAAAUGUGACCUCCCUUUGCGUACGGUUGAAAACCUUCUCCAAAACGUAGCCAAAUCUGGCCCCUGGGAUUGGGUGUACUGGACAGGAGAUAUACCAGCACACAAUGUCUGGUCUCAGACCAGAGCUCAACAGCUCAAUGAGCUUAUCACCAUCUCCAGACUCAUACUCAAAUACCUGGGGCCCAAUGUAACCGUGUAUCCUGCGGUGGGAAAUCAUGAGAGCACUCCGGUAAAUAGCUUUCCGCCUCCGUUUGUACGUGGGAACCGGUCUUCAAGCUGGCUAUAUGACACUAUGGCGGAGGAGUGGGCACCCUGGUUACCUGCGGAUGCCCUAAAGACUAUAAGGCGUGGAGGGUUCUACACAGCGGAAGUUCAGCAAGGUUUGCGAGUGGUGUCUUUGAAUAUGAACUUCUGUGCAAGAGAGAACUUCUGGCUUAUGGUGAACUCCACAGAUCCUGCCAACCAACUCCAGUGGCUUGUUCACAUACUGCAAGAGUCUGAGAACAAGGGUGAGAAGGUUCACAUUAUUGGACACAUUCCUCCAGGACUCUGUCUUAGCAGCUGGAGCAGGAAUUACUAUCAUAUAGUCAACAGGUAUGAAAGCACCAUAAGUGGUCAGUUUUUCGGACACACGCACACUGAUGAGUUUCAGAUAUUCUAUGAUGAGGACACGCUGACCCGUCCAUUGGGUGUGGCUUUUAUUGCACCAAGUGUCACCACCUUUGUCAACCUGAAUCCAGGGUAUCGUGUUUAUUACACUGAUGGAAACUAUCCAAACAGCAGUCGGAUGGUGUUGGAUCAUGAGACCUUCAUUCUUAACCUGACACUUGCUAACAACAUCUCAAACGGACCAGCAUUACCCUCAAAACCUGACCCCAACCCGUCAUGGACUCUGUUGUAUCGUGCUAAAGAGGCUUUCGGUUUGUCCACCCUCUUCCCAACAGAUUUUGAAAACCUGAUCAAAGUGUUUCUAAACAAUGACCGGGUCUUCAAGCGCUUUUGGUAUCUUAAUCAUAAAGGCCAUGUGUCGGAGCCAUGCGAGGCAACUUGUAAGACUGCACUCAUCUGCUUUCUACGAAGUGGACAAUAUGACCUUCUGACGAAGUGUGAUCUACUACAUGGUGCUAAUGAAGAGAUAAUUCGCUCUGUUAGGAAGACUAUGUGUUGAGCUGAUACAAAACUAGCGUGCAUGAAUCUGCUUGCAUCAGAACCGCACCAGAGUACAAGAGAAUUUUUACAGGGAGACUGUUAGCACUUUUUUUUGUUUGUUUGGUUAUCAGAAAGUUGUAGCAUUUGACAUCACACUUAUUUGUCGUCAAAAUGUUUCUGUCGUUUCUGCACAAUGCUAUAAAGUAUUUGCUCAAGACAGAGAUGGUUCUCGUAAAUUGUACGUUUACAGCAGCGACCCACCCAAUGCAUUGAAACAACAAAUGUGUUUGUUGAAAAUGAAACGUGCAUCACAACUGAAUCAUGUGGUGUGUUUGCACUUUGUGAAAAACCACUACUGCUUAGACUUAGUCCUCAGUUCUCGCUUAUCUGUGGUUUUGAGUUCUGUCGUCAUGUCAAUGAGGAGGAGAUUGUGGUUGAUUGCUGAAAUGUUUUUGUUAUUUUCUGCAUUGACCCAAGUACACUGGAGACCGUGUUAAAUUAUGGUUUGUUGAUUUAACCUCACGUUCACAUCCAUAUAUACAUAUAUACACCAUUUGACUGGUAAAGUUGGCACAUAUAAAAUUCAUAACAAGAACUUUGUCAUGUGAUUUUUGUGAAAUGUACUAUUAUUCUGAUAUGAAAAAAUGAUUUUGUACUUAUGCCAAUAUGUGGAGACCUUUUAUGAAUGAAAAAUAAUGGAUUAUCAGAUACAGGGUUUGAUUUACUGACAAAAGAAAUAUGUUGCAGUCAUUUGUGCUUCUGUUGAUUUGUCUAACCUUUAAGUGCCUGUUUUUUGGGGGGGUUCAGAUAAGAUGGUAACUUCAAUGUAACCAAAGCUGUAAAAACUGAAUUUAAAAUAUAUGUUUGCAAUGAUUAA
This is a messenger RNA of Triplophysa dalaica, 2881 nucleotides long. RefSeq names its product sphingomyelin phosphodiesterase 1 (gene smpd1). The record is from RefSeq and is a predicted model, not a curated record. Gene Ontology annotation, biological process: ceramide biosynthetic process; sphingomyelin catabolic process. Lineage: Eukaryota; Metazoa; Chordata; Actinopteri; Cypriniformes; Nemacheilidae. Bases 206 to 2023 code for a protein of 605 amino acids. Gene Ontology annotation, molecular function: acid sphingomyelin phosphodiesterase activity. Gene Ontology annotation, cellular component: lysosome. The transcript has 6 exons.